AUGACUCGAGGGCAGCUGAAGCUGUUGCAGAAGGAAAUGUGGCAGGAAAAGAUUAUGGCCAGCAUGCCAGCCCCGAAGGAUGAUGGAGUCCCACAGAUUCCUGAAAUUGAAGCUGCGCAUGAUUCCAGCAGCAGCUCUGGUGAGAGUGAUGCAAGCGAGAGUGGGAGUGGGGAAACAUGCACGCCCAAGAAGGGAAAAAAGAAGGGAAAGACGAGCAAGAAGAAGGCUAAGGCAAAGAAGGGCAAGACGUCCAAGAAGACGAAGAAGAGUGAGCUAUCCCCGGGAAGCACCCUAAGCACCCCGAAGAGAGACCUUGAAGUUGAAUGCCCCACGGAAGCAAUCGAAAAUGCCGGGGAGAUACUUGGCCAGAUCCUGAAGCUUCAGGGCAAGGUGGGGGCAUGCAGGGAGAAGUUAGAGGAGAAGUCCGGAAAGCUUGCUGCGGAGGCCUUGUCGACUAUCAAUUCGUAUGGGGCGAAGUUGGCAAAGUACCACGAUCAGAUUGCGGAGAUCAAAGCCACCUACGUUGCCAACAAAAAAUCGAUUGACAAAGGGCAGCUCCAGGCAUUGAAGACGGUGAUCUCUGAGACUGAGAAAACGUGUGCUUUGUUUGUCAUGGAAGAGACCAAGCUCCGGACCUUGCUGAAGCCCGACAAGAAGCCUGCCGAGUCUGAGAAAAGUGAGAAGCCGACCCCCGCUGCGAAGAAGGGCGAAGGGCAGGAAACCAGGGACAUUGGUUUGAAGAAGACGCACCCAAUGGUAUGCCUACGGGACUUGGUGACAGCGCUGGAUAAAGCUGGCAAAGUUCAUGAAGUUUUUCUGGCUGGAAAUGGCCCUGCAGAGCUGAAACGCUUUUGGUCUCUAUAUCAAAAGGAACACCCGGGGCAUGAUGUUUACAAAACUCAUAACGGCCGAUUGUCAGCUUGUAUCCCAAUGAUGUUGCACCUUGACGAGGGGACAAGCCACAAGAAGAAAUCCUUGAUGAUAUUGUCCACACAAAUGGUGUGUGGCAAGGGCUCUAAGCGUGCACCUGGUCACAACUUUCUCGGGAGUACGUAUCUGUCUCGGCUUUUGUUUUCAGUUCUGCUGGGGCGAACUUACACCAAAACAAAGGCCGUGCUGUAUAGGCUUCUGGAAGCAUGGGCACAAGAUCUUACUGACUGCUAUUACAAUGGCAUCACGGUUACGGGCGUUCCUGGCUGCCCGAAAUUGUUUCCAGUGUUCAUUGCUGCCAAAGGCGAUUGGCCGGCAUUGGUCAAGGCUGGCCGACUGGUGAGAAGUUUCAUGCGGGACUCUACAGCACCUGAUGCUCCAGGGAUUUGUCACUUAUGCAGGGCAGGCCAACCCAACUAUGAAUGGAAUUCCUUUGAAAAUGAUGCGGCCUGGCUCCAUGCAGACUCACCGCUGCCCUGGACUACACCUUCGCCCUUAUCAGGGAUACCACAAGACCCAAACAAUUUGGCUUCCUUCUAUGCCAUCGAUUUGUUCCAUGUUUCUCACAAGGGAGUGGUUGGUGAUUUCGUGGCGUCGGCCAUUGCUGUCCAGCUAUGUGGGUAA
Messenger RNA from Symbiodinium pilosum, 1554 nucleotides. NCBI's taxonomy places the organism in Eukaryota, Dinophyceae, Suessiales, Symbiodiniaceae. The record is from the annotation of a GenBank genome assembly.